AUAUUAUUGCUCAUUUUUGUUGUUCCCGCAAGCGGCGUUCGUCGCUCCCCAGAGAUCCAAAUCCAAAUCCGCUGCACUUCCAUUCCCCGUGACUCCCGGAACAAAGUGUCGGACUUCGCCAACGACGCAGUUGUGAUUUGGCAAUGUUAUUGCUGACGGCGCUACUGUGACCUGUCGAAGCAAGAGAAACAACACAACGGUAAACAUGCAGCGUCUGGAAGUGCCUCUGCUGGCGUCGCUGCUUCUGCUGCUGCCGGGAAUCCUGGCCGCCUUCCAGCAGGCGUCCACCGCGGAGGUCAACAUCGUCCACUACCAGCCGGAGCAAGUGCAUCUGGCCUUUGGAGAACACACCGAUAGCGAGAUAGUCGUCACUUGGUCCACGCGCAGCCUGCCGCCGGAUCCGGAAGUGGGUGCGGCCAGCGUGGUGGAGUACGGCCAGCUGGUGGCCGGACAGGCCGAGCUCACCCAACAGGCCCGUGGCACGGCCAGCAAGUUCGUGGACGGCGGCCACAGGCAGGCCACGCAGUUCAUCCACAGGGUGACGCUUAGGGACCUAAAGCCGAAUGCCACCUAUGCCUACCAUUGUGGCAGUGACUUCGGCUGGUCGGCGGUAUUCCAGUUCCGCACGGUGCCCUCCGCGUCCGUCGACUGGUCGCCCUCGCUGGCCAUCUACGGGGACAUGGGCAACGAGAAUGCCCAGUCCCUGGCCCGAUUGCAGCAGGAGACGCAGCGCGGCAUGUACGAUGCCAUCAUCCAUGUGGGUGACUUUGCCUACGACAUGAACUCGCAGAAUGCGCGCGUGGGGGAUGAGUUUAUGCGGCAGAUCGAGUCGGUGGCCGCCUACCUGCCCUACAUGGUGGUGCCCGGCAAUCACGAGGAGAAGUUCAACUUCUCCAACUAUCGGGCCCGCUUCAGCAUGCCGGGCGGCACGGACAACUUGUUCUACAGCUUCGACCUGGGACCCGUUCACUUCGUGGGCAUCAGCACGGAGGUCUACUACUUCCUCAACUACGGCCUGAAGCCGCUGGUUUUCCAGUUCGACUGGCUGCGCGAGGAUCUGGCCAAGGCCAAUCUGCCCGAGAACCGGGCCAAGCGGCCGUGGAUCAUCCUGUACGGCCACAGGCCCAUGUACUGCAGCAACGAGAACGACAACGACUGCACCCACUCGGAGACGCUCACCCGGGUGGGCUGGCCCUUUGUCCAUAUGUUCGGUCUGGAGCCGCUGCUCUACGAGUUCGGCGUGGACGUGGCCAUCUGGGCGCAUGAACACUCGUACGAGCGACUCUGGCCCAUUUACAACUACGAGGUGCGCAAUGGCACGCUAAAGGACUCGCCCUACGAGGAUCCACGUGCUCCGGUGCACAUUGUCACGGGAUCCGCCGGCUGCAAGGAGGGCAGGGAGCCGUUCAAGGGCAAAAUACCCGAAUGGAGCGCGUUCCACAGCCAGGAUUACGGCUACACGCGGCUCAAGGCCCACAAUCGCACCCACCUGCACUUCGAGCAGGUGUCCGACGACAAGGACGGCGCCAUCAUCGAUGACUUCUGGUUGGUGAAAUCCAAACACGGCAGCUACCGGAAUUGAACACUCAUGCGUUCACAAUCGGAACCGAACCACAAUCGAAGCUAAAGGAGUCUCCGCAAGGCAUCACACGCAUUAUCAAUAGCAACUAGCAGUAUUAGUAGCGCACAUUCGCCUCGACCUGAUUCGAUCACAAUUUUACAAGCUAUACCAAUAAGGGUGGCACAUUCCUUAUCCGAAUCUCUCAGCCCCAGCCCGGAACAAACCGCAGUUUUUUACUUAGCCAAUUUUACCAACCCAGCAUUUAGAAUGAGCUGAUACCAAGAACUUUGAAUCUAUACUUGGAUUGAUAUGUGUUUUACAAAUGGUACUCGGGUUCUGCUGGUUGAAAGUGAUUAGAUUAAUUAUUAUUAUCAUGUAUGAGCUAAAGAGGAUUUUAUCCUAUAGUGGACAGCUCGGAAACAAUAUGGUAUUUGAAUAUGACAGAGGUUUAAUUUGUUUUUCCCACAAUUUAUUUUAAUGUAUUUGGUUUAAGGGUUGACCACUUUAUAAACCCUUCUUCAAUAUUCCUUCGGUAUAUAGCCACAUUUCUCUUUACAAGAACAAUUAUAUUUAUCCUUUUAAAAGAAAGAGUUAAUGAUACAAAACUUUUUAAUAUUUUCUUUCUAAAUAUAAAAAGGUGUAUCGGUUUUAACUACUGUUUAUUCCUCAUUAAAGUGUGUGAAAAUUGUACCCUUAUAAAUUAAGAGUUCAAUAUUUAAAAACUUCUUAAAAUUCCCUUUUGAAUUCAAAAAGGAAAAAUCCAUUUUUAACUACUUUUUAUUUCCAAUAAGUGCGCGAAAUCCGAGUACCAAGUGCAUUUUAAGUUCAGCUAAACGGACUACUUACUGAAAUGUAUUUUAAACACACAGUAAAUUCACAAUAAAUGUCUUGAACUUUCAA
This is a messenger RNA of Drosophila biarmipes, 2461 nucleotides long. RefSeq names its product acid phosphatase type 7. The record is from RefSeq and is a predicted model, not a curated record. NCBI's taxonomy places the organism in Eukaryota, Metazoa, Arthropoda, Insecta, Diptera, Drosophilidae. The coding region runs from base 206 to 1582 and encodes 458 amino acids. The transcript has 4 exons. Gene Ontology annotation, molecular function: metal ion binding; acid phosphatase activity.